GAAGAGCGGGAGCGAGAACGUGAGAGGAUUCGUCAAACAAAUAUGGAGAUCGAAUUCCGACUUUGUCCUGUGAAAGAAUUGAUGUUAGGAGAAGGAAGACAUUCAGAUGUUUAUUUGGGCGCUUAUCGAGUCAAAGAAGAGGUGAAGAAUCCUUCCUUUGAGGUUGACGAAGAUGAAGAUCAUGAGUGGCGAUUAUGUGCGAUGAAAAGACCACAUGCUGAUAGACAAUCACAAUUGCUUGCUCUGGAAGAGGCAUUUGCCUUGCGAAGACUGGGACCGCAUCCGAAUAUCAUACGUUUGAUCAAGAUUCGAGACGAAAUCGAUGGAGGUGCAGGAGUAUUACGUCAAGCUGAGACAGACACUUCACGAAAUGACGCACCACGGUUGUUGAUGCUAUUGGAACUUUUGCCUUUUAGUCUGUCAUCAUUUUCUCGACGCAACCCUGAAUUGGUCGAUUACAAACAAUGGCGAACGUGGGCGUUGGAAUUGGCAGGCGUUGUGGAAUGGAUGCAUUCGCGUGGAUGUAUUCAUGCUGAUUUGAAACCGGAGAAUAUCUUGUUGACUUCUGAUCUUCAUGUGAAGUUGUGCGAUUUCAAUUCGGCAUUAUUCCCAAAUGCAUCUACUCCAUUAAUGGAUGGCAUUGGUCUUGGAACUCCAGCUUAUGGAGCACCAGAACUAUCGCGAUCUCUCAACAAAUCAUCUGAUUCCAGCAAAGGGUUCAGUUAUCCUGUUGACAUUUGGAGUUUAGGUGCGAUCCUAUAUACUCUGGCAACGGGUACCGAACCUUUCAGAAGGGCAAGAUCGAUGAUUGAUAUGGUUUAUCGCAAAAGGGUAUUCUUUGAAUCAGAAGAGAAUGAUCGUGUUGCCCGAAUGAGUGUUGCAGAAGGAUCCAGUACGGCAGGUCCAGCAAGCUAUUAUUCUGGUACGAUUGCAGGUAACCAAGGAAGCUUACCGACAAGUCGCAAGAGUAGCAUCCGUGGUAGAAAGAGUGACGGCUCAGGCAUGGCAAAUACUUCCACAUCUACACCUUUGCGCUCACAAGCAUAUAGUAUGCACAAACGAGCUCCGAGCACAGAAAGUGUCUCGAGUAUUAAUAAAACUCAAAUGGAAAGAACCACGUCAAGAGAAUCUUUAUCGAGCUUGAAUGGAGAGUCGCCCCGUGUUUCAAUCUCACCUCCAUCCUCCCUCUCCAGAAAGACUGGCGAAAAUGCUGAAUUACGAUUAGCAGUAGCCGCUGCAUUUGCACGAUCUACCAAUUAUGCACCGCCUUCAAACUCAACAACUUCCAAGAAUACCACAAUCAAAGAUCUUCGAAAGAUGAGUGGAGACAUGUCCUCUUUCUCACUUCAAGAUCGCAGUCAAAGCCAUACUGGAUAUGGACACGAACAAGAAUCGUACGAAGAACAAGAAGAUCUAAGGGCAUAUCAUGAUGGAACGCCUGCUCUGCUCUUACCUGGCGGUGGUAGAUUGCCUGAUCAAGCAAGAAAUUUGCUCGAAAGGAUGCUAAGAACUGAUCCUGCUCAACGUCCAACAGCGUCGCAGGUUCGAGCUGUUUUGGAAUCUCUAUGACAUAAAAUAAUGCAACCUUACUUGCUAUAUAUCAUCUUUUCCUUUAUUCUAUGCUUUCAUCUUCAUCUCCGUAAAGGUUUUUACUUUCAAAUAUUUGUACUUGUAUGAUCAAUGUAUCAAUCUCAU
Molecule: messenger RNA, 1695 nt
Organism: Meira miltonrushii
Lineage: Eukaryota; Fungi; Basidiomycota; Exobasidiomycetes; Exobasidiales; Brachybasidiaceae
Product: kinase-like protein
Exons: 3
Coding region: 43-1569 (508 amino acids)
Biological process (GO): protein phosphorylation
Molecular function (GO): ATP binding; protein kinase activity
Source: RefSeq, a predicted model, not a curated record